This is a messenger RNA of Sturnus vulgaris (Common starling), 2258 nucleotides long. RefSeq names its product spermatogenesis associated 1 (gene SPATA1). Lineage: Eukaryota; Metazoa; Chordata; Aves; Passeriformes; Sturnidae. The record is from RefSeq and is a predicted model, not a curated record.
CUUCCGUUUUCAUAAGUGGAAUGAAGAUCAGUAAAUGAAAAAAAGAGGAUAUUUAUGGAGUAACUUCUGUCAUAACAUAUUAACAUGAAACUCAUUCUUAAAGAAUGCUUCAAUCAAAAAGAAAAUUAGAAAACCCACCUGCUGUGGUCACAUAGAGGGACCAACUUGUCAUUGAGUCAAAUGAGACCUCGAACAUCACAGCUGGUGGAGCUUCAUGUUUUUUAUGUCCCAGCAGAAGUAUGGAACUUCAAGCUGAAUACAGUUCCAGUAGCUCUUACUAGCAAAUUCAUCUCAGCUGGAUUUAUAAGGGUGUCUCCUCACAUCACAUUAAGAGUGCUGCGGGAGAGGCUUGGAGAGUACCUGGGUGGUGUGACAGUGACAGAUAAAUUCAGAUUUUUAAAAUGCAUUGGAAAAAAACUAGCAGUGGUGAGGGCAGAGCAGGAAACAGAACUGGAGCUGAAGUCAUUUGCUCCUCCUUAUGCACUUUAUCCUGAAUUAUAUUUAUUACCUGGAGUGGAAUAUUUUGAAGAUGUUUAUCCAUUACCAUCAUCAACUCAACAAAAACAUCACAUUAUUGAAGAAGCUAAUAGGUUUGGUCAUGGAUCAAGAUUAUCCAGCCUUUCCCAACAGAAACCUGAAAAAAGCAAACCAUUUUUAGAAAGUAUUAGAAGCAGGCAUCAGGUAGAAAAUCUGGAAGCGCCCAGUCCUGUGGAAUGGGAUGAGAAAGAAACUGUUGCAGUUUUGCACACAAACAGUAAGGAAGACAAUAACAACAGGAUUCCAGAAAAGCAGUUUGGAAAUAAAGAUCAAAGUGGAUCUGAUGGAUCUCUCUUCACACCAAAUCAUUCAAAUCCUGCAGGUCAGGAGCCUGGAAAGCGUGACCUGGUAUCACAGACCUCUGAGCAGAAUCAUCUCAGCCAAGAUCAGGAAGACUACAAUGCUCCUAAGUGGAACAACAAAGCCAAAGGAACUGCUCUUACUCAUGUAAACCACAGUGAUGAACAAGGCCAGGGUAACCAAAGACCCCAAAAUCACAGUAAACAUCAGAAGGAACCAGCAAAUAUGGAAAAUAACGAGCACCAAAAAGAUACCAAAUUAAGAAGAGACGGAACACAGGAUGCUGAAAUUCUUAAAAUAAUGGAAGAUCAAACUACAGAUUAUGUCCACAAAAAGCAAAGCUUGCAGCAAAACAGAACUAAGAAGGCUAGAGUUGGUGAAAAACUGGAUAAUCAGGCAGAUGAAAACAAGCAAAAUCAUCUUACUUCUCCAAAAGAGUACAUUUCACCUCCUAGUCCACCUUUUUUGGCACUUACUGUAAAUCCAGCUCAAGUUCCUGUAAUUCAGGCAGCAAAAAACAAGAUGGUAGAACAAUUGCAGGAAAUUAAGAAAGACAGAAGACACAUGGAAAAAACUAGAGAAGAACUGAUCAAAAAAGCUAAAGGGCUACGGGAACAAAAUAAGCUGAGGAGAUACCAUGUUCGUGAGGAAUGGAAGAAGAAGUACUUUGAAACUAAAAAAGCUACAGUUUCACUGGAGGACACCUUAAACAAACUGCGACAAGAUUUAGAGCUUUACCACCACAAAUUGCUCUUGCAAUUGGAAGCCAGAGAUAGCCAAAAACGACCAAACAAUACAACAACCUCCAAGAAUUACACAAUCAUCCGGAUUGCUACAGUGCAACAUGAGCUCGAUCAACUGAGGAGGAAGCUAGAUGAUACAAAAAUGAGACUACUAAUAGAAAUUAAGAUGAGAAAGCAGGCAGCAUCUGAUUUAGGAGCACUGAGAGCGGAACUGACACAGAAGAAAAUUCAUUCAGCUUUAAUUCUCCCGUCCAGAAAAUGAGGAAUUUAAGAAGAUGACAUGACCAACAUCUGUGAAGUCUACAGCAGCUCUCUAGUGUAUGUAGAAGAGAAUUUCAGAGCAUUUGUUUGUGUGUUCUUGAAGGUAUUUUGUAAAAAGGCAUUAAUUAUAUAAAUGUUGUGGAAUCUGUAUACUAGGCUACUGAGGGAAUGCUGCUCACUUAUUUUUACAUCUCACUGUAAGAUUAGUCAGCUACUUAAACAUACAGUUUAAGCUAGUAACAUGUCUAAACCGAAGCUGUUAUUUUUAAAGUGCAAAUUAGUUAAUUGUGUAACAUCCCAGUGGUAUGCUGAUUCAAUUAACUAAAUAGCUACUAAGAAAUAAACCUAAAAUCUGUAACCUCCUGUUCUUAUGCCAUUUUUUAGAAAUUAUUAAAAUACAUUUUCAGUAGAACUACA